AUGACCGACUCGCCCGCGGUGCGCGCUCCGCUGGAUCCCCAGGAACAGCCCAUCCUGGACCAGCUCUUGAGCAUCCGUACCCAGCUGGAGCUGCUGCGUGCCGACAAGUCCACCUACGUCAAAUCCGAGGAUGUGAUCCGCCUGUAUGGCAGCAUUAUCGAGCAGGUCGAGCGCGUUAAUAAGCUCCGUACUCAUAAACGACUCGAACAAAACAGAGUCGACACGGUGUUGGACGACUGUUUCCAGCUGAUAUCCCUGGCCUACAUGGCUAUUGGCAAAAACCAUGAAGCCCCGGCCACCUAUUCCGCCGUCUCGACCAUGAAGCGCCUGCUCGAUCAUCUCUACGAAGCUGCGUUCUUCUCCCCAAAGGAUCUUGAUUCAAUCGAGCACCGGUUGCAGGAGUACCGCACCUCUGUCGAAAGGGGCAAGGAGACGUACAGCCCGCAUCUUAUCACUCUCCUCGAAGCACGCAUGGAUGUCUGCCAGGAACUCCUUGGGAAGCUGCAGCAUACGCUCGAGAAGCUUAGCUCUGAACUACGGCCAACCUACGAGAAAUUAGUAUCGAUAUUACGAUCUCUUUCCGCAUGCAAUACACGGUCCAAGUUCCCCGCGUCGGAGGUCAAGCAACUCCAUGAGCAGUUGAAACAGAUUGCGGAACAACUUCAAGCUGAAAACCAGAUUGAAGUGAGCCAUUCUGAGCAAGAACGAUAUGCGCAAGUCAUCGAGCACAUGCAAAUCCGCCCAAUGGACGCAGCACCGGAAGGUGAUGAGUUGGUAAAAGAUCUCCUUACGAGGUGCAUCCUCUGGCACGAUAUCAUAGAGCAAAGGCAAGGCAAGGUCGACGACAAGUUCGCAGAUGUAUACAAGAAGCUCCACACCAUCCGGACCCAGCUCGAGAAGUUGCAACUCACGCAAGCAUGGUCUUUACGAGAAACCGACCUCUACAGCUUUCAGCGUCAGCUAGAUAGGAUCGACGAGAGCCGGGUGGACGGUAACUUCUUAGACAGCUUGGGGCGAUCUGCCGAUCUUCACACCCAAAGAACGCUUCUCUAUCUUCUUCGGAAAAGUUAUGCGUUGAUAUACACACUUAUCAUCUCUUCGGAACCUGUCUCGGAGGCUCUUCUACCCAUCUACAACCAGCUCAACACGUUGAAGAAGUGCCUAGAGGAAGUCAGAAAAUCUGGCGGCGUUUCUUCCCCUCGUGACCUAUAUCCAUACAGCAUGAAGUUGAACUCUAUCGACAACAUGCGCCAAGACGGAAAGUUCAUGAUCGGCGACGACAUCCCCGAUGGCCAAGGGGCGGUGAACCACCUUCUUGCUGAAUGCUUCGAGCUUGCAUACGAGCUUCGAACUGCGGCCGAGGAGGAGUCCGAAGACGAGAGUGAGGCGGUCCAACAAGAUGCGGAGCCACCGAAGAUCGAAGCGCAAUGA
Lasiodiplodia theobromae is the source of this 1431-nucleotide messenger RNA. RefSeq lists its product as uncharacterized. The transcript has 7 exons. Gene Ontology annotation, cellular component: nucleus; cytoplasm. Lineage: Eukaryota; Fungi; Ascomycota; Dothideomycetes; Botryosphaeriales; Botryosphaeriaceae. The record is from RefSeq and is a predicted model, not a curated record. The coding region runs from base 1 to 1431 and encodes 476 amino acids.